UGCGGCGGGAAGCGGGGGCGAUGCAGGCGGCGGGGCGCCGUGUGGCCUGCGCCGUCUCCGGCGGGGUGGACAGCGCCGUGGCCGCUCUGCUGCUGCGCCGCCGAGGCUACCAGGUGACAGGCGUCUUUAUGAAGAACUGGGACCCUCUGGAUGAACAAGGAGCUUGUUCCAUUGACAGAGAUUGUGAAGAUGCUUACCGGGUUUGCCAGAAGCUUGAUAUUCCUUUUCACCAAGUUUCCUACGUGAAAGAAUACUGGAAUGAAGUGUUCAGUGACCUCUUAAAAGAGUAUGAAUUGGGGAGGACUCCUAAUCCUGAUAUUGUGUGUAACAAGCACAUCAAAUUCAACUGCUUUCUCCAUUAUGCUAUGGAUAACCUUGGAGCAGAUGCAAUUGCUACUGGGCAUUAUGCUAGGACCUCACUAGAGGAUGAGGAAGUGUUUCAACAGAAAUAUAGUAGAAGACCACAAAGACUUUUCAGAAACCGUUUUGAAGUUAGAAAUACUGUGAAACUCCUUCAAGGGGCUGACCUCUUUAAGGACCAGACAUUCUUCCUAAGUCAGAUUUCUCAGGAUGCCUUGAGGAAAACAAUUUUCCCAUUAGGAGAUUUAACAAAAAGUUUUGUGAAGAAGAUAGCAGUGGAACAUGGCCUUCAUCAUGUGCUAAAGAAAAAAGAGAGCAUGGGAGUCUGUUUCAUUGGUGAAAGAAACUUUGAAAACUUCCUUCUUGAGUAUUUAGAACCUCAACCAGGUCACUUUGUUUCCAUUGAAGAUAAGAAGGUGAUGGGAACACAUAAAGGUUGGUUCCUCUACACAAUAGGGCAGAGGGCUAGACUGGCAGGCCUGAAGGAUGCUUGGUUUGUUGUAGACAAAGAUGUCAGCACUGGAGAUGUCUUUGUGGCACCCUCAACAGAUCACCCUGCUCUGUACAGAGACUUACUGCGGACAAACCGGGUGCACUGGAUAGCAGAGGAACCUCCUGCUGAGCUCGUUCGAGAGAAGAUGAUGGAAUGUCAUUUCAGGUUCCGGCACCAGAUGGCACUAGUGCCUUGUGUACUGACUCUAAACCAAGAUGGAAGUGUGUGGGUGACACUAGUGAAGCCAGCAAGAGCCAUCACACCUGGGCAGUUUGCCGUGUUCUACAAGGGCGAUGAGUGCUUGGGCAGUGGGAAGAUCCUGAGGAUGGGCCCAUCGGUGUAUACAAUGCAGCAGGGCAAAAACAAAGAGGAAGGUCCAAAAAAGGAGGAGAUUGACAAAAUAGAACCAGUAACAUAACAUGUGGGUUUGUUUAUUGGAGGACUUUGGAGAACUCACUGCCUGAGAAUAAUAAAAACAACAAGCAUAUUUUAUUUGAUCUGUAUAUUCUAGAGGUCAGUUGACCAUCAGGUCCCAGCUCCUGACUGUUAGCACUGAACAGGUUUAAAAUUAAAGCCAGUUUGGUACAAUUUUACUGGACUGGUUAGUGUUACUUAUGUUAAUACAUAUCAAGGGAUGUCUUUAAGACAUUCAGUAAUAGUAGUUACAUAUACCAGAAUUUUAGUAUUAAAAUCAUGUCUGAAAUCAUGAAUCUAUCUUUUAAGCAUAAGUAAAAUAGUUUUUCUUACUUGAAGAUACCUGUUUCUAGGUAAAGUACAUAUACAGUUUUAGAGUAAAUGUAUGGUUGUGCUUUGAACACUGGAAAGGGAAUGAGUGAUACUUAAGUUCAGCAUUUUGAAUGAACUCAGAGCAACAGAUAUUUAUUUUUUAUUUGAAAUAGUUUUAUAAGAAAUACUUUAGAUUCUUAAAAUAUAUUGUGAUUUUAGAUGUUUAUGUAAUUCAGAAUUACAGAUCUGAGGGCUUAAACAAUAUUGAUAGUUAAAUUUUACACACAACUGACUCAUUUUUUGUUAACUACUGAGAACAGAGGCUGUUUGUUUUGUCUCCUGAAGAAGAGAAUCUAUUGUCAGUCUUCAGCAAAAUGCAAAUUCAUAUGUAUUUACAUAUUAUAUAGCUAACCUAAUGCAGACUUGAUUGGAUCUUGGAUCAUGCCAUGUGUCAAAAUGGAGUGGUAUUAGGAAAAGCUGAAUACCCCCAUCCAAGUUACAGGAAUUGAGUGUGUGUAGAGGUCACUGUAAGCUUAUAAUAAAACUUUGUUACAGCAAGUCAGAAAAAAUGAAAUCCUGUCUUUCAGCACUCUAUUAGAAGGUAAUUUGCACUAAAGUUCAGCUAUGCAGGAGGCAGACUUUACAGAUGGGUGAAUGAUUUUGAGAUUUACAUCCAGUUUGGUUCAUAGGAAAAACUGUGGCAUGAAGAGAUGUUUUUAGCAGAUCUGAAGACUUGGAUUAACUGUAGCCUUCUGUCCUUUUCUGUUGCCUUAGAAGAUACUAAGAGUUUCUUUUAUUCCUUCUUACAAGAAAAGUAAAUGGUGUAGUCUCUUUUCUCCAGAGUGGGAAAGUAGACAGGGGAGAAGACACUCUUCAGUGUCUACUUAAUAGUGUGGCAAAGUUAAACAGAUUUAUGAAGCCCUAUGGGAGAAACCUAGACUGUUAAAAUGUGUGUUUGCAUUACAGUAGAUGUGUUUGAGAGAGGAAGAAAGCCAUCCCUUUUCACCAGUGCCAAAAUCAAUUAAAUGCAAAAGUCUGUCUUCAGGAUGUCUGUCUGUUAACUGCAAAGAUUAUUCGUGCAUCAUGUCAACUCCUGAUUUGUGUUGGUUUAAUUGUGCUAUAGGUCAUAACUUUUUUUUUCCCUCAUGUUUUCCUUUCCUGAAACUUCUGUCUUUUCAAAAUGUGGAUUUAAUUACAAUGGAGUUAAUGCUCCGUGUUUUCUUCAUUUGAGUUUUCCAGUAAAUGUCCCAAUUAAAAUCUUGACAAAUGUUUUGUGUUAUACUA
Molecule: messenger RNA, 2863 nt
Organism: Calypte anna (Anna's hummingbird)
Lineage: Eukaryota; Metazoa; Chordata; Aves; Apodiformes; Trochilidae
Gene: TRMU
Product: tRNA 5-methylaminomethyl-2-thiouridylate methyltransferase
Exons: 11
Coding region: 21-1271 (416 amino acids)
Biological process (GO): tRNA wobble position uridine thiolation
Cellular component (GO): mitochondrion
Molecular function (GO): sulfurtransferase activity
Source: RefSeq, a predicted model, not a curated record